CAAGCACACAAUGUUUACGUGGAUGAGUCAGUGAGUGAGUGGAGCGCCGAGUGACGGGAGGCGGGGACCACGCUGCCACCCUCCUCACUUCCCCCUGUCACCCCACCACAGCCCCCCUCCACCUGCCACCACUCAUUAUACAGGUGUUCAUCUGAGUCCCGGCUGUGUCCAGUGUCGCUGCGUGUGAGUAUGUUCCCCCUGGCCUGCCUCACACUGCCCUCUCCUUGUACUAACCUGCGUGCUUCAGUUGGCCAGACUUGACAAUCUGCUCUCUUCGUCUCAGGAUUCUCUGCUUCAAAACUCAUGUAACACUCCUCCCGCCGCCAUGGACGGAGGCCGACGCAAGCUGCACAACACCACCCCCAGCAAAGGAGGUGGCGGCGAUGAGUGUGCACUGAGUGUUGGGGACAAAGUGGUGUGGCUCAGUGACGACUACCCUGAGUUUGGUGUGGUGCGGUGGACGGGAAAGUUGCCGGGCAGUGCCGACUCCACCAGCUGGAAAGUGGGUGUGGAAUUUGACAACCCUGUGGGAAAUGAUAACCACAAGGUGAAUGGGCGGCUGCUGUUUGAGGCAGAGCCCGGCCACGCCUCGGUGCUGCCGGUCAACAACCUGGUGAAGGCGGAGGACCUGCUGGGCAAGGAGUCCCUCACACUGGAGCACGGUGGCCGCCCCGCCCCACCCAAGCGCCCCGCCCACGUCAUCACCAAGAGUGACAACCAGCUGGGCACAGACAUGAACAGCAUGACUCCCUUCCACAUGCUGGCCUUUGAGCAGCUGACCACCCCCACCAGCCAGCGUGGCCCUGGCCCUCCUCCGCCCUACUCAGAGAAGGACUGGGAGCUGCUGCCUCACAUGACCUACGGACAGAAGAACUCCAUGACCAACAAGGACUCAGGACAUGAGCACAAGCCGCGCCAGAGGGACAAGGGCAAGAUCCUGAACCGCAACAUGGAGAAGAAGAACAACAAGUGGAAGUCGUCAGGCUGCAGCAGUGGCCGGCCCCUGCAGGUGAACAGCGAGCCAGAGCAGACGCAUCCAGUGGGCAGUUUUGGUGACUCUGACUUCCCUGUCCAUCCACUGUGCCAUCUGUCCUUGCAUGGAAUAGACCAGCUGGAGGUGGUGUCUGAUGGGGAUGGUGUUUACGACACUCCCGAGGGCAGCCUGGAUGGGGAGGAGGACCUGGACAUUGGUUCUAUGGUGGAGGUGGUCAUCAAGGAGGUGCCCAGGUUUGGUGUGAUACGGUGGAUUGGCAGCAUCCCCGGAGACAAGAAGGAUGGGCGGAAGGCAGCAGGUGUGGAGAUGGAGGACUCAGAGGACGGGCUGUCGGACGGAACCUUCAGUGGCAAGAGGUACUUUAGCUGUGCUCCGGGCAAGGCUCUGUUUGUGCUGCUGCGUAUGUGCCACAAGGACAGCCGCUUCCUGGAGUCUGUCUCGUCCAACCCCCGGGCCAGCUUAGCGUUUGGAAGCAUGGACUGCCAGCCGGUGGGCGGGAGUGUGGCUCCCCUGUCUGCCCCGGACGACGUGAGGGCAAUGUUUGGCAAGAACCGAGGCAUUCAGGGCCACCAGAACUCUUGCUACCUGGACGCCACACUGUUCAGCAUGUUUGCCUUCACCAGUGUGUUUGACAACCUGCUGUUCCGGCCACAAACGGCGCACGACAUCAAGGAGUACAACGAGGUGCAGCGCGUCUUGAGGGAGGAGAUCGUCAACCCGCUGCGGGCCAACCUGUUUGUGCGUGCCGACCGCAUCAUGAAGCUGCGCACCAUGCUAGACCACCUCUCAUCCGUGCGCGGCCUCACCACUGAGGAGAAAGACCCGGAAGAGUUCUUGCACUCGUUACUGGCACAGAUCCUGCAAGCUGAGCCUCUGCUGCAGCUGUCGUCCGGCCAGGAGGCUUACCACUACCAGCUGUUUGUGGACAAGGAUGAGAAGCUGAACCUGCCCUCGGUCCAGACUCUCUUUGACCAGUCCUUCCUCACCUCAGACAUUAAGUUGAAACAAGUUCCGUCCUGCCUGAUCAUCCAGAUGCCUCGCUUUGGGAAGGACUACAAGAUGUACCCUCGCAUUCUGCCCUCCAUGGUACUGGACGUCACUGAUGUCAUAGAGGACUCUCCCCGGCAGUGCAUCAUCUGUGGUAAGCUGGCUGAGUACGAGUGCCGGGAAUGCUUCGGGCAGUGUGGCUCGGGGCUGGAGAGCAUCGCCUUCUGUGCCAAGUGUAUGGAUAAGGUCCACAGUCACAAAAAGAGAGGCGCUCAUGCAUCAACGCGCAGGUUGAAGGUUCCCCCAGACUUCCAGAUGCUGGCGGACCACUGUGGCACAAUACCCAGGGUGUACAUGGAGCUGUUUGCUGUGGUGUGCAUCGAGACCUCUCACUAUGUGGCCUUCACCCGCUGCGGCUCCGGCGCCGACGCCACCUGGUGCUUCUUUGACUCCAUGGCGGACAGGAAAGGUGAGCAGCACGGGUACAACAUCCCUACGGUGGUGGAGUGUGGGGACCUGAUGCAGUGGGUGGGGGACGAGGGCAGCCAGAUGCUGCACGCCGUCACAGACAACAAGGCGCUGCCAGAUCUGCCGCGCCGCCUGCUAUGCGAUGCCUACAUGUGCUUCUACCAGAGUCCCAAGGUCAUGAUGUACAGAUAAAGAUGAGUAUGCUAUUUUUAUAAUGUAAA
This is a messenger RNA of Portunus trituberculatus (swimming crab), 2670 nucleotides long. RefSeq names its product ubiquitin carboxyl-terminal hydrolase CYLD-like (gene CYLD). Gene Ontology annotation, biological process: protein K63-linked deubiquitination. Gene Ontology annotation, molecular function: cysteine-type deubiquitinase activity; K63-linked deubiquitinase activity. Lineage: Eukaryota; Metazoa; Arthropoda; Malacostraca; Decapoda; Portunidae. Gene Ontology annotation, cellular component: cytosol. The transcript is spliced from 18 exons. The coding region runs from base 326 to 2641 and encodes 771 amino acids. The record is from RefSeq and is a predicted model, not a curated record.